AUGUUGCGCUCCGCGAGGCGUUCGCCUCACGCGCUGCUUGCCACCGUUGAAUGGGCGCACCGCCAUGAACGCGGGGAGCCCGUCGUCCAACCUCCUUCCCCGGACCCCUCAUUUUCCCUCCCUGUUCCCUCAUUUCCCCCCCUCCCUCUCUCUUUUCCCCCACUACUCCUACCCCUUGUUUCCCCCUCUGCUUACCCUCGUUCCCUCAUCUCUUUUCCCUUAUUUCCCCCUCUGCUCUCCCUCGUUCCCCCCUCUCCAUCCCAUCAUUUCCCCCUUCUAAUUCCCCUCGUUCCCCCUCUCCAUCCCCUGAUUUCCCCUCCUUUCCCCCACUGCUUCCCCUCCUUUCCCACACAUCUUCGCCUCCUUUCCCCCCCUACUUCCCCUCCUUUCCCCCACCGCUUCCCCUCCAUUCCCCCUGCUUCCCCUCCUUUCCCCCACUGCUUCCCCUCCUUUCCCCCGCUGCUUCCCCUCCUUUUCCCCGCUGCUUCCCCUCCUUUCCCCCGCUGCUCCCCCUCCUUUCCCCCACUGCUUCGCCUCCUUACCCCCACUGCUUCGCCUCCUUUCCCCCACUGCUUCCCCCCCUUUCACCCACUGCAUCCCCUCCUUUCCCCCACUGCUUCCCUCCUUUCCUCCGCUGCUUCCCCUCAUUUCCCCCACUGCUUCCCCUCCUUUCCCCCACUGCUUCCCCUCCUUUCCCCCACUGUAUCCCUCCUUUCCCCCACUGCUUCCCCUCCUUUCCCCCACUGCAUCCCUCCUUUCCCCCCCGUGCUUCCCCUCCUUCCCCCCGUUUCCCUCACUGCCUCCGCUCCCGCUGCCCUUCUCUCACCUGCCCAUCCAUUGCCUCCCCUUCGCAUCCGUCUAAAGCUGUGA
Closterium sp. Yama58-4 is the source of this 870-nucleotide messenger RNA. Lineage: Eukaryota; Viridiplantae; Streptophyta; Zygnematophyceae; Desmidiales; Closteriaceae. The record is from the annotation of a GenBank genome assembly.